UCUAUCCGUCACGGGAAGUACGAAGAACGAGAAGUCUCACUGCUCUUUGCUGAAUUAGUCAUCAUAACAAUGGCGGACUUACUGGCUGUCCCGUUGAAGAAGCCGUCAGACAUUGACGUGAUAAAGCCGUUGAGAAACUUGGUUGCAUCCGUUUACAGCACGUCGGACAAACCCGUCGACUACACUGAAGAAAUCAGCGAGUUCAGCAAGCUGCGUAACUCUGCCCUGUGGAAGGCGUUCGAGAAAUAUGAGUCGUCGCUCGAGCUCAUCUACUGCUAUUAUGAUCAGCUGUGUGCAAUGGAGGCAAAGAUUCCUGCCCACGAAGUUCAAAUACCGUUCAAAUGGAAGGAUGCUUUUGAUCGAGGCAGUCUGUUUGGAGGCCGGCUAAGCUUAACUAUUUCCUCAUUAGCUUAUGAAAAGGUUUGUGUUAUGUUCAACAUUGCUGCCCUGCAGAGCUGUGUGGCUGCAAACCAAACCAUGGAAACUGACGAAGGUCGAAAGUUGGCGGCCAAACUCUUGCAACAGUCCGCUGGCAUUUUUGGGCAUCUGAAAUCAAACGUUUUAACUUCGAUCCAUCAAGAUCCUACCCCGGAUUUGAAGCCAGAAACGCUAGGUGCUCUUUCUGCUUUGAUGUUGGCCCAGGCGCAAGAAAUCUUUGUUCAGAAAGCGAUUCAAGAUCGUAUGAAGGAUGCUGUGAUUGCCAAGCUGAGCGCCCAGUGUGAUGAGCUCUACUCCGAGGCCUACAAGCAGAUGCAAAAGGAAAGCCUGCAUCCCCUCUGGGAAAGAGGUGACUGUGACUGGCUGGCUGUGGUGGGUGGCAAGCAAGCUGCGUAUCGCGGUGUAGCGCAGUUUUACCAAAGUCUUGUGUGCAACGCUGACAAAAAAGUAGGCGAGGAAAUCUCGCGUCUGCAGUACGCUCUGGAGCUUUUCAAAACAGCGCAGCAAACGAUGGGCAAAGCCACCUACUUCCAGGACUACGUCAACAGAGCCCAGAAGGCUCUGACCGAGAGCAAAAAAGACAACGACUUCAUAUACCAUGAGAAGGUGCCUAACGCCAAAGACUUGCCUGCUAUCGGAAAAGCUCCUUUGGCCAAAGCGCUCCCUGUGACUGAGAAAAUGAGCCAGUCGUCCAAAGACCUCUUUGAGAACCUUGUUCCUGUGCCGGUACUCCAGGCCAUGGCGGCAUACAGUGUUCGGAAGACAGAGUUGGUCAACACCGAGAUAAUGAAGCUGAGGGAGGCCACACAACUCCUAAACAGUAUUUUGGCGUCCCUGAAUUUGCCUGCCGCUCUAGAGGAUUCGACCGGAGCGGAGAUACCCCAGUCUGUCAAGGACAAGGCGGAAAGCGUCAAGUCAAGCGGAGGCCUUGGUGAGCUACAGAAGAUGCUCCAAGAGCUUCCUGAACUGCUGCAAAGGAAUCAAGAAAUUUUGAAUGAGUGCAAUCGUAUGGUGAAAGAGGAAGAGGACUCCGACACUCAGCUGAGAAAUCAGUUCAAGGAGAAGUGGACCAGAACUCCUUCUGCAAAAUUAACCGACACAUUCAAGGCAAACGUUGUCAAAUACCAGACUAUCAUUACCAAUGCCAUUGAAGCUGACAAAAAAGUGCGGGGCAAAUUCGAAAAUCAUUUGGAGGGUAUUCAACUGUUGGAUGGAGACCUAAGUGCCUUACAAGCUGCUCUGCCUUCCUGCGGUUCAAGUGGUGCGAGCAAGAGCUCGGCAGCUUGCCAGCUACGGCAACUGAUGGAAACUGUGGAGUCUAUCAAAGCUGAGAGGGAUGUGAUUGAGAGUGAGCUGAACUCUCCAACCUCUGAUAUGCAGGACCAGUUUUUGUCGGCUUUGGCUCAGGAUGGUGCAAUCAAUGAGGCCAAUAUUUCCGUUGAAGCUUUGGGGCACAACUAUGGAUCACUGAGCAAGCAAGUCAAGGACAGUUUAACUAGGCAGGAGUCGCUUGUGGCAGAGAUCCAGAGGGUGAAUACUGACUUCUGCAAGGAAAAAAGUGGUGCUGGAGCUGCCGCUAUGCAGAGGGAGGAAAUGCUUAAGAAGCUAGCAGCUGCGCAUGACGGUUUUAUGGAGUUGCAAGUUAAUUUGAAGGAAGGUUCCCGCUUCUACAAUGACCUCACUAAUCUGCUGGUGAACUUCCAAAACAAGGUGUCUGACUUCUGCUUUGCCAGAAAAACUGAAAAGGACGAGCUGCUAAAGGACCUCACCAGUGAUUUAAGCAAGGUUUCGUCUGGAACCCCUAGCAUUCCAGCCCACCAUGCAGACAGCACUCCAGCUGCCCCAAUGUCCGCUCCAGCGGCACAGGCCGCCCCUCCGUACCCUGUGCAACAGCAGGGCAUGCCUUUACCCUAUGGUCAGCCUGGUGUGAACCCUUACGCCUACGCACCAAUGCCGACAGGCUACAAUCCUUACGCUUACCCGCAAGCACCAUACCCGCAACAGCAGCACGCACCUGCUUUCAACUAUCCCUACCCGCCACCGCAGACUGGCUAUCCACAGCAGGGCGGAUUCCCAGCUUAUCCACCCACAGGCUACCCUCCACAGCAGCCACCAAACCAACAACCCCCUUGGCAGUGAAGAACCAAUGCGAUAAGUCACAAAAUAAUUUUUGGUGCUUUUCAUUUAACUACAAAUAUUACACAGUUUGUUUCUUCAUAACUUUUUAUAUUAUUAAAUGUUAACGUUGGUUAAGUUUCAACUGCAUGUAAAUUGGUUUGCAACAGGUUAAUAAUAUUAUAUUAAUAACCUGUGACUGAUUAUUUCAGGGCUGGAGGCCCUUCUUGGAGACGCUGAAAGCUCAAAAUUUAACAGUUAAUUUACAGUUCGCCCAACAGCUCAUUAGUGACUGAAAUAUUAUGUAUUAAAAUCCAAUUAUAUAUCGUGAUAAUUUUGUUGUGCUAAAGUUACAACAGCGCCAAACAUUAUUUUGGCAUUUAUUUUAAUUUAGCAUUUUUAAUCCUAAUUUUUCGCCUCAGAAGCUGUAUUAGUCUGUCCUAAAGAAAUAAAAUACCUAAAUAAUGUUUAAAUUUUUGAAGCUCUUGCAGUUACGGCUAAUAAAAAUUGCAAAUUACUUGCUGA
Molecule: messenger RNA, 3078 nt
Organism: Cloeon dipterum
Lineage: Eukaryota; Metazoa; Arthropoda; Insecta; Ephemeroptera; Baetidae
Gene: ALiX
Product: programmed cell death 6-interacting protein-like protein AliX
Exons: 12
Coding region: 70-2577 (835 amino acids)
Biological process (GO): multivesicular body sorting pathway; mitotic cytokinesis
Cellular component (GO): endosome
Molecular function (GO): protein binding
Source: RefSeq, a predicted model, not a curated record